This is a messenger RNA of Drosophila serrata, 3884 nucleotides long. Its product is annotated as fork head box protein. The record is from RefSeq and is a predicted model, not a curated record. NCBI's taxonomy places the organism in Eukaryota, Metazoa, Arthropoda, Insecta, Diptera, Drosophilidae. Gene Ontology annotation, molecular function: RNA polymerase II cis-regulatory region sequence-specific DNA binding; protein domain specific binding; DNA-binding transcription factor activity, RNA polymerase II-specific. Gene Ontology annotation, biological process: cell differentiation; regulation of transcription by RNA polymerase II; anatomical structure morphogenesis.
CCAGCUCCCAGCUCCAGCUUUGUACUUUAGUGGCCAAAAGCCAGUUAGCUAUCCACGUUCGUGCGUCGGUUUUGUCUUGUCUGUGGCGGCGCGCGGCAGCUGAAUCGUAACGAAAAUAGAGCCAUAUUUGCCACGUUAUUUAACGGCGGCAACACACAAAUAAAUUAAGGCCAGUGCCCAGUGUUUUAAGUGCACAAACAAAGCCCAGAACAACCCACAACCAACUGUCUAAUACCACCAACUAGCAACUACCAACAGUGACAGUGACAGUGCUAGAGGCCAGAAUGCCCCAAAUAUGCGAAACCAUUGAAGCAGUGAUAGUGCACUGAAAGAAACAAAUAAAACAAAACAAAACGAAAGAAAACCAAACAAAAUCAAAUAGCCAAAGCCACAAAGGACCCUCUUUUGAUUUUCCUUUUUACUAACGCGUCCCCCGCACGCGUUGCCUUUUCCAUCGGUACAGAGUCCCCAAGCCGGCAACAUAACGGCGCAACUAUUGAACAGCUUCCUGAAGGGUAGCCCCCACCAGACCACCAUUGACAUCAUGCAGAAGCUCUACGCGGAGCCGCCGCCCAGCAGUGCUCCCGUGAGCAUGGCCAGCUCCGGCGGUCCUGCGUCGGGUGGCGGCGGCGGUGGCGGAGGAGGACCACCUCCACCCGGCGGUCAAAACAAUCCAAAUCCCACAAGCAAUGGCGGCGGCAGCAUGAGCCCCCUGGCCAGAUCCGCCUACACGAUGAACAGCAUGGGAUUGCCGGUGGGCGGAAUGUCCUCGGUGUCGCCCCAGGCGGCAGCCACCUUUGGAUCCAGCGUCUUGGACUCGGCAGCGGCUGUGGCCAGCAUGAGUGGCAGUAUGGGUGCCGCGGCCAUGAACUCCAUGGGUGGCAACUGCAUGACCCCCAGCUCGAUGAGCUACGCUAGCAUGGGUUCGCCGCUUGGCAACAUGAGCGGAUGCAUGGCCAUGUCAGCGGCCAGUAUGUCGGCGGCAGGAUUGAAUGCCACCUAUGGAGGCAUGCCGACGGGAUCGCGGGACAUGGAAACGGGAUCGCCCAACUCUCUUGGGAGAUCACGAGUAGAUAAGCCCACCACCUACCGCAGGAGCUACACGCACGCCAAGCCGCCGUACAGCUACAUCUCGCUGAUCACGAUGGCCAUCCAGAACAACCCGACGCGGAUGCUGACGCUCUCCGAGAUCUACCAGUUCAUCAUGGACCUGUUUCCCUUCUACAGGCAGAACCAGCAGCGCUGGCAGAACUCCAUCCGGCACUCACUGAGCUUUAACGAUUGCUUCGUGAAGAUCCCGCGGACGCCGGACAAGCCUGGCAAGGGCUCCUUCUGGACCCUGCACCCGGAUUCGGGGAAUAUGUUCGAGAACGGCUGCUAUCUGCGACGACAGAAGCGCUUCAAGGACGAGAAGAAGGAAGCCAUCAGGCAGCUGCACAAGAGUCCGUCGCACAGCAGCCUGGAGGCGACCAGUCCGGGCAAGAAGGAUCACGAGGAUUCGCAUCACAUGCACCAUCACCACCACAGUCGCUUGGAUCAUCAUCAGCAUCACAAGGACGCGGGCGGCUCCUCAAUCCCUGGUGUGGGAGUUGGUGUGGGAGUGGGAGUGAACGUGCUGAGCGCGGCACAUAGCAAGGACGCGGAGGCACUGGCCAUGCUGCAUGCCAAUGCGGAGCUGUGCCUCAGCCAGCAGCCACAGCAUGUGCCCACGCACCAUCACCACCAGCACCAUCAGCUGCAGCAGGAGGAGCUGUCGGCAAUGAUGGCGAAUAGGUGCCACCCGUCGCUGAUCAGCGACUAUCACUCGUCGAUGCACCCGCUGAAGCAGGAGCCUUCCGGCUACACACCCUCCAGCCACCCGUUCUCCAUCAACCGCCUGCUGCCCACGGAGUCGAAGGCGGACAUCAAGAUGUACGACAUGAGCCAGUACGCCGGCUACAACGCCCUCAGUCCGCUGACCAACACACACGCUGCCUUAGGCCAGGACUCCUACUACCAGAGCCUCGGCUACCAUGCGCCCGCCGGCACCACGAGCUUGUGACACCACCAGUACCCGCUGGCUUAAGGACGCGCGGAGCAGAUGCUGCGCUCGCAGCAGCAACAGCACUUGCAGCAGCAGCAGCACCACCACCAGCAGCAGCAGCACCAGCUGCAGCAGGCGCAGCAGCAGCAACAGCAGCAGCAGCAGCAGGCGCAGCAGCUGCAGCAGGCGGCGCAGCAACUGACAUCCGCUUCAAACACCACAUCAGCGGCAGCCAAGGCCAGCGGCAAGGCGGGAUCGGGCUCAGGAUCGGGGGGCUCAGGCUCCGGCUCAGGCUCUGGUUCUGCAUCCGGUUCCGGAUCAGGAUCAGGUGGCUCCAGCUACACCCAGAAGCUAAUCCAACAACAGCAGCAGCAGCAGCAACAACAGCAGCAGCAGCAUCAACAACAGCAACAACAGCAGCAGCAGCAACACCAGCAGCAACAGCAGCAAUUGCUGCACAGCCAGCUGGCGGCGGAGUUGCAGGAGGACUCCUCGAACAUCACCAGCGACCUAAGCGAGGAGCAACUGCAGCAGCACCAGGCGGCGCAGCAGCAGUUGUACAACAACUACCAGCAGUACGCCGCGGCGGCCGGCUACCGGAAUUGGAAUCACAGCCUCACCUUUAACGGAGCCGCCGCCCUGCAGAACCUGCUGUAGCUGUAGCCCCCAAGCUGGCCCUUGGAGCGGGAGUGGGAGCGAGAGCGGGAGCGGAGUGGUAUCGCCAUCUCCUCCAUCCGUCCGCCCGCCAAUUAGCGAGUGGCGUGCCAGCGGCUUUUAGCACCUGAGCGCAUCCUUUGAGCACGUGAGUUGGCCGCCUCGCACCUGUACAUAGAGCGAUCGAGGUUCGGGUUAGAGUUCGGAUUGAAUCCACAAAGGUAGAGAUCGAUUAGGCCUGCAGAGAUUCAGAGUAUCUUUUAUAAUGUUUCAAGGAUAUGAAUUUAAACUUUUUAAUCCUAUUUGACGAAAUUUAAGCAUCUAGAAAAUUUGUAAAUAUCCAUAGAUACUUUGCAUUCCGUGGGGUAUAAUCUCUAUUUUGUGGAUUCAGGCAGGACUCUAUCUCUAGGACCAAGCCCUUCUGUGGGGGUUAUUCGAGAAUCGAAAGAAAAAGUGAUGUAGUUGUAAGUGCAGCAGAACUUUUGUUAACAUUUUUAUGUUUUGCUAAUAUACAAACACAAAAAUAAUAAUUCCGUGCCAUUUGUUUUCGUUGUUUCGAAACAAGCAAUAACAAUCAAAGCGGUUAAAACUAAAAAUUUAAAGCAUUUUAAAUGUAUCACCAAUAGUGAGGAAGAGAGUGAGGAAGAGCGAUAGGGAUCCUGUGUAAUGUCCUUUCAAAGCCUAACUAAAAACAAUCCCAAAAGGAGAGAUACAAAUACAAAAAAAAACUUUAUCCAAAUGCAAUUGCAAUCGCAAACGCAAUCGAAUUCGAAUCGCAAAUGAUCAAAAACCAAAAAAUUCUACAAACUAAAUCAUCGUAAUCAGCUAAAAGAAGAAAACUACCAGCAAAAAACCCUAAGAAUCUUCAAAACUAUCAAAGCAACAAAAAUCUGGCCAUGCAUAUAUAGGAAACGUCGUUCUUAUACUAUAUAAUUUAUCAUUUUUAUAUAUAUACGCCGAUAAGCCAGCAUUUCAUUUACAUUCUGUGUGUGUCUUCAGUUGUUGUACGAAUUCGUUAGUCUAAGGCAUUUUGUACAUAGUCUAUAAAUAGAUAUCUCUAAGCGGAACCCCAACAUAGUAACUAACAUAAUGAGCCCAAUUGCAAGCAGCCACUUUUAACUAACUCGAGAAUUAAUCAAAUUGUAUGAAAUUAUGCCACAAAACCACAUGAAAAUAAAUAUAAUAUAAAUAUAAAUAUUGUAUAGCA